GGCUUGCCAUGUCCACAAUCCAGGUUUCUAACAUACGCGUCGACCGUCACCCAUCUAUUCCUGUAACCUACUAGAAAAGCGAUAAAUAACGCAAAAGCGACAUGCAAAGUCCAGCAGAAGAGAUAGCACAGGUCAUCAAGCUCCUUUGCAGCUCCGCCUCGCCCGACAUCCAGAAAGCGACCGUCGAAAAGUAUUUCUGUCCAGAUGCUGAAUUCAGGCAUCCCCUGUGCCAUGUGCCGCCCGGGAUUAAGUCGAGGGAGGAGAUCCUGGGGAUAUACCAGUGGUACCGGAUAAUGUCUCCGAAGCUGAGCAUUGAGGUGCAUAGCGUUAUGUACGAUGAGAGGCAGGGACGGCUCAUAACCGACUCGACACAACUCUUCCACAUCCGGUGGAAUCCCUUCCGCCCUGCUUCAGCACGUUUGAUGACGCACAUCAAACUGCGAGAGGUCGAUGGUCUGCAUUACAUCGCCCUCCAAGAAGAUUGGUACCAUCCGGACGACUUCAUGAACCUCCUGGUCCCACCGCUCACCCCGCUCAUCCGGUUGGGCAUGCGUAUCGGUAGCAUCGGCUCGAAUAUCAACGCCACUCUGUUCCAGGUGCUGUUAGGAUGGUGGAGGCCUGGCUCUGGGCAGAUAGUUCAUGACGUUAAAGAGAUAGGAAAGCCUGCAGGACGGGAUGACUAGGCCGACUGAGAGUUUCAGUAUCUAUAGAUGUAAGCUUAUUCGCGGACUCAUAUUGGUUCUACUGUAUCUUCAGCUGCUAGUAUGUAUAUGUUUGUGGAUCC
Messenger RNA from Gloeophyllum trabeum ATCC 11539, 784 nucleotides. RefSeq lists its product as uncharacterized. The record is from RefSeq and is a predicted model, not a curated record. Lineage: Eukaryota; Fungi; Basidiomycota; Agaricomycetes; Gloeophyllales; Gloeophyllaceae. The transcript has 6 exons. The coding region runs from base 102 to 683 and encodes 193 amino acids.